UCAUCUCAGCCUGGCCUUCUCUUUGCUGGUGGCAAAUCCCAUAAAACUAUGCUAGGUGUGUGUGUGUGCCAAUGCUUAGAGCCUCUUUCUAUUAUCUAAUUCUGCUUUUUGUGUCCUCCAACAGGUUCUCCAAUGCCACUCAUGAGAGUUUCAAUGUCACCCUCCACACCACCCUGGGUAUCACAACGAAACUGGUGCUGCCGACCCCUGCCAAGCCCAUCCUUCCAGUGCAGACUGGGGAGCAGGCUCAGCAGGAGGAGCAGUCGAGUGGCAUGACCAUCUUCUUCAGCCUCCUUGUCCUGGCCAUCUGCAUCACCCUGGUGCACUUGCUGAUCCGGUACAGGCUGCACUUCCUGCCUGAGAGCGUCGCCGUUGUUUCUCUAGGUAUUCUCAUGGGAGCUGUCAUAAAAAUUAUAGAGUUUAAAAAGCUGGCAAAUUGGAAGGAGGAAGAAAUGUUCCGGCCAAACAUGUUUUUUCUCCUUCUGCUUCCACCUAUCAUCUUUGAGUCUGGGUACUCCUUACACAAGGGUAACUUCUUUCAAAAUAUUGGUUCCAUCACCCUCUUUGCUGUUUUUGGUACGGCGAUCUCUGCUUUUGUAGUAGGUGGAGGAAUUUAUUUUCUGGGUCAGGCUGAUGUAAUCUCUAAACUCAACAUGACAGACAGCUUUGCAUUUGGCUCCCUGAUAUCUGCUGUGGACCCAGUGGCCACCAUUGCGAUUUUCAAUGCACUGCAUGUGGACCCUGUGCUCAACAUGCUGGUGUUCGGAGAAAGCAUUCUCAACGACGCAGUCUCCAUUGUUCUAACCAACACAGCUGAAGGUUUAACAAGAAAAAAUAUGUCAGAUGUCAGUGGGUGGCAAACGUUUUUACAAGCCCUCGGCUACUUCCUCAAAAUGUUCUUUGGCUCUGCGGCCCUUGGCACUCUCACUGGCUUAAUUUCUGCAUUAGUGCUGAAGCACAUUGACCUGAGGAAAACACCCUCCCUGGAGUUCGGCAUGAUGAUCAUCUUUGCCUACCUGCCCUACGGCCUGGCAGAGGGGAUCUCACUGUCAGGCAUCAUGGCCAUCCUGUUCUCGGGCAUCGUGAUGUCGCACUACACCCACCACAACCUCUCCCCGGUCACCCAGAUCCUCAUGCAGCAGACCCUCCGCACCGUGGCCUUCCUGUGCGAAACAUGUGUGUUUGCAUUUCUUGGCCUGUCCAUUUUUAGUUUUCCUCACAAGUUUGAAAUUUCCUUUGUCAUCUGGUGCAUAGUGCUUGUCCUGUUUGGCAGAGCGGUCAACAUUUUCCCUCUCUCCUACCUGCUGAAUUUCUUCCGCGACCAUAAAAUCACCCCGAAGAUGAUGUUCAUCAUGUGGUUCAGCGGCCUGCGGGGGGCCAUCCCCUACGCCCUGAGCCUGCACCUGGACCUGGAGCCCAUGGAGAAGCGGCAGCUCAUCGGCACCACCACCAUCAUCAUCGUGCUCUUCACCAUCCUGCUGCUGGGCGGCAGCACCAUGCCGCUCAUCCGCCUCAUGGACAUUGAGGACGCCCGGGCUCGCCGCCGGAGCAAGAAGGAUGUCAACCUCAGCAAGACCGAGAAGAUGGGCAACACGGUGGAGUCCGAGCACCUCUCGGAGCUCACGGAGGAGGAGUACGAAGCGCACUACAUCAGGCGGCAGGACCUCAAGGGCUUCAUGUGGCUGGACGCCAAGUACCUGAACCCCUUCUUCACGCGGCGGCUGACCCAGGAGGACCUGCACCGCGGGCGCAUCCAGAUGAAGAGCCUCACCAACAAGUGGUACGAGGAGGUGCGCCAGGGCCCCUCGGGCUCGGAGGACGACGACGAGCAGGAGCUGUUCUGACGGCCCGAGGGCGAGGCCUCCGGGGUGCGGGCCUGCCUCCCGCAGCUUCUCUGGGAUGGAAGGCAGGGGAGCGGAAGGUGGCUGCAGCCCUUGUGGAAGGUUCCAGGCCUUUGGAGGUAGCCGGUUCAGAAAUGCCUGUCAGCUCCACACUCCUCGCCGAGGCGGCCCACUAAGUGGCUGACCACAGCCCCAGGUAAAUGUCCCCCCACUUCUGCCUGCUGGGGGCAAGCCCGGGAGUGCCAGGCCACCCCAUCCUGAGCUGCAGGCAUGGCCGCCACUCUGACCCAGCGGCAGGACCCAGAGACCGUGGCAACAUCACGCGCCCUCAGCGGUAUCCCCGCUCCCCCCACUCCCGACGGGCCUCGCUCCACCCAGAGUCCGCCUCCCCCCAGCUGCAGGGACGCCAGUGUGGGGUGCCGGCGCCCCCUGGUGGGCGAGGUGAGCAGUACGGGGUCCUGCACUGUGCCCGCGUGAGUCACGGCUCCCUGUCCCCAGUGCCUCUGCCCUUCCUCACGGGCCAGCCGGAGGCCCCGGUCCAGGCUGCGGUGUCGCCUGCUGCUCUCCUGCCCGCCCCGUCCCCCUUCAGGACUCCGUCCCCGUCUCCCUCUUCCAUUCCUGCCGUCUUGGGUCCCGUCAGCCCUCCAAGCCGGGUCGCAGCCCCUCAAGACGCCGGGCAGGAGCAGAGCAGGGAUUCCACACCUGGGACACACGUGGACGUGGCCUUGAGUCACACCCACGCACGCACGCGUAGAGGUGGUGACUGCGUCUGGCAGGGGCGGUUGUGGCUGGGCCGGGGGCCCGCACCAUGGAGCGCCCACCCGAGUCUCCAGGGCCCCAGUUGCCCACCCAGCCCUGUGCGCGGGGAAGGCUGGUGAACGGGGAGUUAGUCGUCCACCCGUGUCCCCAGCCCAGCGGCCGGAUGCGGCCUCCUGAGCGCUGGGGGCCGUGUUCCCGCGGGCCCCACGCUGGCGGGGUCCCGGGCCUGGAGCUGCCCUCGGUGCCAUGCGACGGUGCCGCGCGCACCUGGACCUGCCACAGACGAAGACCUUCAGGCGGGAAGCCAGCCGCUCCUCCCGGUGCUGGGCGCCCGCCGCGAGCGCCCCCGCGCUGCUGGACAGCACCCAGCGGGCCACGCCCGGCGUCUGAAGCACGAGGCUCCUCCUGGGCUCUUGACGGUUCCGGGGCGGGACAUAGCUCGGUGCCAGGGGCAGACGGGCACCCCUCUCCCUGGCUCCGCCGCUCUGGGUCACCGUGCUGCGUCCCCCUGCGCAGCCGGCCUGGCCUGGGCGGAGGUGGCAGUGGGGGCUCAAAGAGGCCACCACGGUGUGCAUGAGGGGGAAGCACCGAUGGGGUGUCCCCUGCACGCCCCCCCCAGUCCACCUCCUCCUAGUCUUCUGUUCUCUACCCACCUCCCCUGUGAUUUGUGCAGCCCUGGGGGCCUGCGCCCCCUGCAGGCCAGGAGAGGCCUCAGGCCUCCUCUCCAGCCCCCCUGGCUGCCCCGCGGGAGGGGGGGGGGGCCGGCCUCCUCCUGCCCCUGCUUGUCUUGUCGUCUUUAAGCAUUUAGAAGUGGUUGGAGAAGUCAAAUCACUGGCUAUUUAUUUAGAAUAAAGAUGCUGCUCCAUCAGA
This is a messenger RNA of Perognathus longimembris pacificus (Pacific pocket mouse), 3470 nucleotides long. It is a transcript of the gene Slc9a8, whose product is annotated as solute carrier family 9 member A8. The transcript has 15 exons. Gene Ontology annotation, biological process: sodium ion transport; regulation of pH; proton transmembrane transport. The record is from RefSeq and is a predicted model, not a curated record. Gene Ontology annotation, cellular component: membrane; Golgi apparatus. Lineage: Eukaryota; Metazoa; Chordata; Mammalia; Rodentia; Heteromyidae. Gene Ontology annotation, molecular function: sodium:proton antiporter activity. The coding region runs from base 72 to 1844 and encodes 590 amino acids.